This is a messenger RNA of Python bivittatus (Burmese python), 771 nucleotides long. The record is from RefSeq and is a predicted model, not a curated record. NCBI's taxonomy places the organism in Eukaryota, Metazoa, Chordata, Lepidosauria, Squamata, Pythonidae.
GCCUAGACUGGGCGGGUUUGGGGGGGUUCCCCCACCCUUUUAGCACUGCACUUACAUUUUUUAUUCGUGCUGAACAGAUUCGUCCGGAGAAGCAAGUAGCCGAAGACGUCACGGAAGAAUAGUGUGACAAGAAAAGUCAGUAGCGGGUAUUAACGCUACUGCUGCAAGCGGGAGGCGCGCGCACACGGCUUGGAGCAGUUGAAGAGAGGAGUGACUGGUUGAGGGGGGCGUGCGCCAUCUUCCGGCUGGGCGGUGGUAAAGCGCAAAAGAGACGGAAGAGAGAAACAUGAACUGGAUGCCACCACUAGAGAAUUUGGCCCAUUUAUACCGGGCUUGCAGGCAGCUGCGCUCCCUGGCACACGGAAAACAGUGGAAGUCUGUCCUGUCCUCUGCCUAUCCCAUGUGCCCAGUUCAGCUGCACCCUCUGCCCUGGCAGCCAGACACCACCUCACAAUUCAGGCUUUUCACCACCAAGGAGAGAGAGAAAUUGGGCAAAGAGAAACUGAAACCUGUACAGCUGAGAGCAAAGAAACAAAAGGUUGAGAUAAGGUCCAGAAUGACUGUGGAAGAGCUUGCAAAAGUGAUGCAUAAAGAUAUAGAUCAUGUGUAUGAAGCCCUGCUGAACACAGACAUAGAUUUAGAUUCACUAGAACCAGAUUCAAUCUUGGAAACAAAUUGGAUCAAAGACAUCAUUAAAAAAUCUGGCAUGCAGUACAAAUGGGCUGAGCUGAAAGAAGAAAAAGUAAAAGAAAAUAAAGACGUGGUUAGAAG